Pyricularia oryzae 70-15 is the source of this 4590-nucleotide messenger RNA. RefSeq lists its product as uncharacterized. Lineage: Eukaryota; Fungi; Ascomycota; Sordariomycetes; Magnaporthales; Pyriculariaceae. Gene Ontology annotation, molecular function: O-methyltransferase activity. The record is from RefSeq and is a predicted model, not a curated record. The transcript is spliced from 6 exons. Bases 1195 to 3771 code for a protein of 858 amino acids.
ACUGCGUUUCCCUCGAACCCAUCAAUACAUCACUCUAGUCGAGCAAGCUCCGCCCCUAGCUUAAAGGCGAGUCCGGCAGCAGCAAUCGUGCCCAUGGCAACAGCAUGCGACACGGCCUUGAUGGGCGUCGCGCAGUCUCCUGCCGCAAACACGCCUGGGACCGACGUUUCGUUGAAUGGCUGACGGACCAUGAUGUCGCCACUUGGCUGGAGUUCCAGGCCUAGCUGCUCUGCAAAAGGGCCCCUGGUCUUGGUGCUCGGCUGGUGUGUGAGGAAGCCCUCGGUGAUGGUCUGGCCGCCCUCAAAGGCAAUGGUGAUGAGUCCGGCGCCGGCCUCAUCCCCGCCCCUCGAAAGACCCACAAUCUUGCGAUCGUCAACGCUGACCCGCCCGUCCCGCGCGUCUCUAUCGGUCUCCAGGAGCCUCUUGAGCUCAGCAGCGAGCUCUGCGUUGGCGUUGGUGUACAAUGUGACCUUUUCUGUCAGGCGGCGUGCCAUGCGCGAGAGGUGCAAGGCCAAGGGCGGGCUGCCGCCGUGCGGGCCGACGCAGAGGACGCCGGAAGAGGGGAGGCCCCGGUCUUCGUAGCCGUGGCAGAAGAGGCAGUGGAAUCUAAGUUGCGCAUGCGUGCCGGGUCAGAAGCGCGUCGCCGUCUGGCUUGGGUUGACGUCGGGGCAGCAACACUCACAUUCCCUUUCCCCAGCAUUCUUCAUAGCCCGAUAUAUUCGGGAACUGAUCCUCUGAUCCCUGCGCGAGGACCAGUGCUCUGCUCUGCCAGGAACGCCUCUGCGCGUCGGUCACUUGGAAUCCGCCUUGGCUAAUCUUUUCCACUGAAGCGAUAUCGGCAUUUUCAAACUCGAUUGUCUUGUAUCGGGCGAGAAGAUCAUUCUUGGUCUUAUCACGGAAGGCGCUGGGUGGCUGAUGGUCCCAUCCUGGAAAGUUGUGCAUGUGCUCGGAGCUCGCGUUCCUGAAGCUGUCGUUGCUAAAGACUACAGCGUGAUAGAGUUGACGGGCAAGGCCUGUUGCCGUAGCCAGGCCCGCUGGGCCCGCGCCGAUGAUGAGAACGUCGAAAAGUGGCGUGGUAGACAUUGCGCUAUGUUUUUUGCCGGUGGUUGUUUGUUGGUCCGAGAAAGUUGGCUUGUGGCCGAUUUUAUAGAGUGAGACGCCACUCCGUGCAACUUGCGCCGGUCCGAGUCCAUUAUGCAGUGCGUCUCCGGCAGCCGAGAGGCGGUCCGCAUUACCAAUCGGACCCCGAACCCGACAAUAGGUCAUUUAUUGCACGAACAAUAUAACGAUUGCCUGAGAAACCAUGGUUUUGUUUAUAAUACCAUUAAUGACGCAAACUGGGACAGUCAACAUUCGCACGGCAUGCUAUUCUCAUCUCAUUCAGACAACGCCAUGUCUACCCCAUCUUCUACGGAGGGCGGUCGCAGUUCCCAAGACUCGCUAUGCGAUUUACUUGUCAGGAUUGAAGCUUCUCUGAUCGCCUUUCAUGACCUACUAUCCGACCCAGAGACAGCAUCCUUGCUGUCUCAAUCGCUGCACAGCGACACGGUCCUCCCAGAUAGCAAUUUGCUGCUGAUGUCCCAGCGCAUCGUCGAUCUUCUGGGCCUGAUCGAGCACCAACUGGAGCCUGCGGCUCUGAGGCUGGCCGACUAUUUUCUCGGCUACACAACGACCAAGUGCUUGGUUUCUGCCGUGCAGCUGAAUAUCGCCGAUCAUCUGAGCCACGGGCCUCUGUCUCUCAGCGACUUGGCGGGAAAGGCCCAGGCAGAUCCGCAGAGGCUGGGUCAGAUUCUUCGCCCCCUCUACACCUCCAACAUCUUUGGCUACGAUGCAAAUACCGGCAUGUACUGCAACAACCGUGUAUCCGAGCUGAUCCGGGCUGAUCACCGGACGCAGUGGCGCAACUGGGUGGAGCUUUACGGCAACCAGUUCUACGACAUCGCGGCAGGGAUUCCUCAGUUUCUGGGUCCUGGCCGUGGCACUCGGUCGGCUGCUCAGCAUGUCUUUGACACGGAUGAUAACAUGUUUACAUACUUCCAGUCACGAGGCUGGGUACCGCAGCUACACAAAACGCUCGGGGCGGGCGCCGAAGCCAUGGCCCCGGGGAUAUUGGCCGACUAUCCAUGGCACGAGCUGGCCAACACGACCGUCAUAGAUGUUGGCGGCGGCGGCGGCGCGCUGAUUGCAUCGCUGCUGCGCGGACACCCGACAAUGAAGGGCGGCAUAUAUGACCUACCCAGCGUUAUUGACCACGUCAGGUCGAAGCUCGCGCCCGGCGGCCCGCUGGAGGAUGUCGGCCCCCGGCUCACCUGUCUCGUAGGAGGCGAUUUCCUCAAGGAGGUGCCAGCGUCCUCGGCCUAUACGAUGAAAUGGUGCCUCCACGACUGGAGCGACGCCGACGCCUCGCUGAUCCUCCAGAACAUCCGUGCCGCUAUCCAGCCGGCCGAGUCUGCUGACCACGAGUGCCGGUUGGUGAUUCUCGAGUCGGUGCUCUCGGACCGGAGGAGCGGCCGGCUUUCCGUGUAUGGUGACAUCAACAUGAUGAUGACCGCCAAGGGCCACGAGCGCACCGAGGAGCAAUGGCGGACGCUCGUGACCGGCGCCGGCUGGGUGGUCCACAGCAUUCUUCCGCUACGGAACGCAUGGGUGCAGGCGAUUGAUCUCCGGCCUGGUCCGGCGACCCGGGAUGACGCCGCGGGACCGACCCCGGACGCAGUGGCUGCCGAGAGCGAGGCUGAACAACCGGCCGCAAGUCGGGUCGUGGAGCCUGAGAGCUUGCUCCAGCAUCCUGACCAGGAGGGCGCUCCUACCGCCUCCAACACCAAGGCUAUGGAGGGCGAAACUAAGUUGCCGUCCGCUCACUCCGGCAAUGUUGAGAAAAAGGCCAGUUCGUCUCCGUCAGCUCAAGACACGGGGUGUGAAAAACGACCCCAAAAUAGUAAUUUGCAGGAUUCUGCUACUACCUCCAGCAUUGAGGCUGCCGCCAACACUCAAACGACAGACUUGAAACGGAUAUCUGACAUCUCAACACCACCUGCACCAGUUCGCCAGCCCGAGGUCAUGCACGGGGAUGUCGAAGCAGACGGCCGAGUUGUGCUCUACAUUAUCAAAGCCGAUCAAACAUCCUAUAUCAAUUACAUCAAGCCCCUGAUCCUCGCUCUGGAGCUGCAGGCGCCUCACGUUCUUUCCGUCGUCGACACCAAGGACGAAUGGUACUCGAGCGUGCACCCGCAGCGCAUGGUGCCGGCGCUCAAAGACCGGGACCCCUCGACCGGAGAGGCUUGCAUCGUCUUUGAGUCGACGGCCUGCCUGCAGUAUCUGUGCGAGCGCUUCGACCCCGCCGGCACUUGGUCCGGCCGCACGGCGGCCGAAAAGGGCAGCGUCAUGGCGUGGACGGCGUACCAGACGGCGGCCCUCGGGCCUACCGCCAAGUACUGGCUCUACUUUCUGCGCGGAUACCCAAACCGGCAAAACCCGACGCCGUUGCCCAAGACCAUAGAACAGCUGCACAAGGACACUCUCCGGCAGUGGGACAUCUUGGAGCAGCGGCUCUCGCAGCCUGGGCAGGCCUACAUAGCGCUAAAGGACCGCGCCACGAUCGCCGACCUUUCUUACCUGCCCUUCUCGAUGCCAUACAUGUUUGCGCUCUUCUCCGUCAGGAUCGAGGACUGGCCGCACGUACACAAGUGGUCGCAGGACAUGCUGUCGCGACCGGCGGUGAAGGCGGUCCUGGAAAGGGCGCCUACGCUGGGGCAUGGGGCCGUAGCAUAAGCAUUGGGGAUAGAAAGAGCCCGAACGCGGGUAUACUUUGAUAGGCAUCCAAUUCCUGACCCACUGUCCCUGACUUUUUCCUACGUAAUAUCUGCAAGCUCGCACAUGAGACGUGAAGGUGAGACCGGAGGAGCCAUCCUGCAAAAGCUGUCCACGUGUCAAAUGUUCCCAAUGCGAUUAUCAAUACCCCCCUACAGGCUCGGAACAGCGUCGGCAUUAUUUCCUGCCUGGUCUUAAGCAAUCAAAUUUUGUUGUCGCUCCCGAGAAGCACAGAACGCACAAAUACUAUGGUUGAUGUAGGUGAGUACAGGCUAUUUAGUUGAUUGACCUUUUGGAUUGGCAUUUCUGCUACCUGUCCACUUUCAUAUCUGAUAUCUGCCUAUAAGGAACGGUGCUUUCUACUUUCCCACCGCAUGUUAAACCAUUGUCUCUCCCCACAAUGCGGCUUUUCCACGGCCGUGAUCUCCUUAUUAACUCAAGUACUGACUUUUCAAUUAAAUCUGCAUUAAAAUCACCCCCUGAGAGCGGUGCACUCGGGUCUUGUAAGAGCGAUGAUGUGCACUCCCUGGUUUCGAACCACGACGACAUCGGCUCUCAAGCCUAGGACAGGGUGUCCUCACGCGUCCGAGGUAUGGUCUGUUAGGGUCACGGUAAGUUGCGGAUCUUGUUGCUCUUGAUACCCGAGACGGCUGCACUUUGGAAGUUGGAAGCAACCAUAUUCGCACUUGACUUGGAUGUUUUAGCUUAGGUUUGGACGACGAGUUUGAAAUUCUGCUUUGGGUGUAUUUCGAGUACGGCAUAUUUUAUAAAAUCAUUUAC